Closterium sp. NIES-65 is the source of this 855-nucleotide messenger RNA. The record is from the annotation of a GenBank genome assembly. Lineage: Eukaryota; Viridiplantae; Streptophyta; Zygnematophyceae; Desmidiales; Closteriaceae.
AUGGUGACGGCUCCGUUAGAGCUCCGACUUCUACGCUGGGACUGCGAGAGCGAGUGCAAGUACCAGUGCAUGCGCGAUAUUCAAAUGCCUGGGGUGCCUCAAGUUCAGUACUACGGCAAAUGGCCCUUCAUCCGCGUUUUAGGCUUCCAGGAAAUCGCGUCCUCCGCCUUCUCCAUCCUCAACUUCCUAGCCACGCUCUACGGCCUCUACACCUUCCUGCGUCUCGUGUAUGUGAAGCUGCCGCGCAAGCCCAUGGGCAACAAGGGCCCGCUCUACGAGUACUCCACGCUCAUGGCCAUCUACGGGCUCUUCGCCCUCAACUCCUGGCUCUGGAGCGCCAUUUUCCAUGCCCGGGACGUCUGGGAGACACAGUCAGGGGAUUACACAUCAGCCAUCGCUCUCAUCGGCAUUUCGCUGCUCGUCUGCAUCAUCCGAAUCAGCAGCCUGAGGGAGGAGGCCACACGCGUCAUGGUGGCAGCGCCUGUGAUCGCCUUCACCACCACUCACAUAUUCUACAUGAACUUCUACACUUUCGACUUUGAUUGGAACAUCGUAGUGUGCACUUCCAUGGGAGUCACACAGCUGCUGCUCUGGACCAUCUGGGCCAUUGCCAGCCGGCACCCGUCCGCCUGGAAGGUUCUCUUUGUGUCGGGCGGCACGGCCUUUUCCUUACUGCUUGAGCUCUACGAUUUCCCGCCGAUUUUGGGCCUUUUUGACGCGCACUCACUGUGGCAUGCGGCAACAGUGCCGUUUACGCUGGUGUGGUGGAGUUUUCUGUGUGACGACGCGAGUUACCGCACGGAGAUCCUGCUCGCGAUGAAGAGGGCAGGGGUAGAAUCGAAGAAGGUGAGAUAG